Messenger RNA from Tripterygium wilfordii, 2466 nucleotides. RefSeq lists its product as uncharacterized. NCBI's taxonomy places the organism in Eukaryota, Viridiplantae, Streptophyta, Magnoliopsida, Celastrales, Celastraceae. Bases 180 to 2222 code for a protein of 680 amino acids. The record is from RefSeq and is a predicted model, not a curated record. The transcript has a single exon.
AAGAGUUGUGCAUUCAGCUGUAUACAAACUGCUAAGAUAGUAAAAGAUGACCGGCUGUCCUCGACUGUCCCUCCCCUCAAUUGUCAUUUCCUCGAUUUGCAAAUACAUAAGGUCCAAGAAACCCCAAAUUAGACAAGAAAUCAGUCCCUUCGGUACUGCACUUUCAAUAAACCCCAAAAAUGUCGUCCUCCAUCACCAUCGCCAUCCUCCUCUUCCUCCUCCUCCUCCUCACCACCGCCACGAUAACCACCAGUUCCGCUCCAAUUUUAGGUCUCGACUCCUACCUAACCCAACAAUCUCGGAACGACCCACGAGCCACUAACGACUCUUUCCUCUCCCUUCCAUCUUCACUCAAGAAAUCUCUCUUAUCGACCUUUCUUCCUCCCAACACCAUCCCUUCUCUCACCUCCUCUCUCCUCUCGCUCUCUCUCCCUCUUUCCCUACACGUCCGCCUCCUUGGCUCCUCCUUCCCUCCCGAUUCCUCCUCCCUCCUUUCCUCUUUCCUCUCCGCCGCCCAUGUUUCCGAUCACUUCUACCUCAUCUAUCCCAAUCCCGACGGCCCCCGUGACCACCGCCUCGCCGUCAAACACUCACUUCACCUUGAUGUCUCGCACUCCCCUACUCUUGCAUCACGCCUCUCUGACGCAAUCAAGUCUGCCAUUUCUACUGCUACUUCCUCACUCCGCUCGCCGAUCAUCUCUAUUUCUUACUCCGUUGUGGACGACAUCAUCAAGCAAGACUUCGAAAAGGAGAAGCCUGUGGAAGGGGUUUUUGUGUAUUUGAUCUCAUUAGGUCCUCAGUCCCAUGGUUAUGCCUACAACUACGGUCAUGGAGAUUCGUCUCCCGGGUAUACAAAGUGUUACGGAACUGUUUGGACUGGGAAAGAGAGGUAUAUCUGGAUUGAUCUCAAUGCAGGUCCGGUGGAUUACGGGCCGGGUUUGUCCGGAGAUGGGUUACUUCCCAGGGGGGAGUUUCAUCCUUUGGCAGCUUUGCACGGACGACCUAAGUCGCAGAAGGCACUCUUGGCGGAUCUGGCGUCUUUGGUUUGGAGUGCUUAUCAGGUACAUCUUGUGCCCUCUUUGAGGAUUCCUGUGCCUUUUGAGAGUUCUUUGAUUGUUCAAUUUAUACAUGUUCACGGCAAGGAUAGUCAGGAUUCAAGUGGUCUGGAUUGGGAAUUGAUCAAAAGGACGUUCUUGGAUGAUGUUCGUGAUGGGGGAUUGUUGUUGGGAGAGCAGUCACUGGAUUUCAAGAAUUAUAAGAUCAAUUUAGCUCAGUGUUCUAUAUGUUCCUUUGCCAUUUCUAGGUCCACUAAUUCAUUCACUUCUAGGUUCUUGUUUGAUAAUUACACUUUGAUUGUGAAUGAGUAUUUGGACUCGAAACGUUUGCAUCAGAUAUUGUCUGAUUCAGCUGAGGAAUUUAGGAGGUCGGGAGAUAUCCCUGAGGAUGAUGUUGCAAGGGUGCUUCCUGUUUAUGUGUUUGAUUUGGAUAACAAUAAGCUGUUGAUGCUCGAUCGGUAUCACCAGUCUGUCGCAUUUAGGGAUAUGGUUAUUGCGGUGAGGACAAAGAAUACACAGACUGUAAGUGAUUAUAGCUGUAAUGGGCGUCAUGUGUUUACACGUACCAGGGAGCUUGAGAGACCAAUUGUUGGCUCAAUUCUGCAGAGUAUGUGGGGGGUGGCUCCAACGCAUAUGUUAUGGAGCCCAAGACACAACAGUACUCUGGUGGAUUAUACAUGGAGUGUUGGGCAGACACCAUUUGGGCCAUUCUCAGAGCUUUCUUCAUUGUCUUUCGCACAGAAGGAUGCAGCUCAGAGAAACAUUCUUUUGACUUCGUUGAAUUACAGUAUAACGAGUGCCAUUGAUGUGCUUGAAUCUAUAGCUGCACACGGCGGGGACAGGAAGCUCCUUGUACAUAACCGGCAUGCGGAGUUUGUACAGAGGUGGAACUUGUUCAAGUAUAAGUUGGACAAAGCGGUUACUGCAAUGUCGCAUUUGGACUUUGAGAUGGCUUUGUAUUACUUGAGGUCCUCAGAUCAUGAUUUGUAUGCCAUUCACUCUCUUGUUUACCAAGCGACACAAGAAUUGGAGGCAUCACUGCAGUGUUUCAAGGAUCCACCAUUUCCAUGGGCAUCAGUAUCAAUGUCUGGAGUAGGUUUAUUUGGCCUCAUGUAUGUUUAUGGGAAGCGAGACAGACUUUUGAGGAACAAAAGGAAGCAGUUUUGAAGCAUUCAUAUAUUUGUAUCAUUUCAACACAAUACAAACACAUGGAUUUCCAUGAGAGAGGUUAGUCUCAAGGUCAGAGAAUUAGUAUCAUAACAUUUACUGCAUUCCAUUAGACAAUUUAGCCUUUCUCACUUUUUAAAGAUUUAGUCUUUUUUAUGUUCUAAUUCAUGAUAGACUGAUGAAUGCUACAAGUUAACAGUUCUGUUGAUUUUCACUCUAUUGUGUGGCUGUGUGCCUUUCACUA